Messenger RNA from Helobdella robusta, 417 nucleotides. RefSeq lists its product as hypothetical. The record is from RefSeq and is a predicted model, not a curated record. The transcript has a single exon. Lineage: Eukaryota; Metazoa; Annelida; Clitellata; Rhynchobdellida; Glossiphoniidae. Bases 1 to 417 code for a protein of 138 amino acids.
AUGAAGUUUUCACACAUCAUCGCAACAUUGGCUCUCGUGUGCAUCAACAUGACGGUGAUGCCAGUUGCAGCAAGAACGUUGGAGUCAAUGGAGGUUCCGAACAACCUCCGUGAUAAGAGAUGGGCUCCCACUGAGGUAUCAGUAGCUGACGUCAUCAGGAUGGCCUGGCAACUGCGCAUGGAAGAACUACAAAAACAGGAAAAAUUGAACAGGAAGAAAACGAGGUCUGUUGAUAUGGAGCUGGAAAGUGAAAGAUCCAAGAGGGAUCCAGAAUUCGUGAACAAUAUGUGGGUGCCCGAAACCAUGCCAAUGAAUGAAUAUCUUAACUCGAGAACACUCGUUGUUAACAUCAUUCGCGACCAGCGUGCUGUCGAUAUUGCCAACACUCCCAGAAAUCCUGUUACCAGCAUGGGCUGA